Physcomitrium patens is the source of this 1943-nucleotide messenger RNA. RefSeq names its product tetraspanin-8. Gene Ontology annotation, biological process: auxin-activated signaling pathway. The record is from RefSeq and is a predicted model, not a curated record. NCBI's taxonomy places the organism in Eukaryota, Viridiplantae, Streptophyta, Bryopsida, Funariales, Funariaceae. Gene Ontology annotation, cellular component: membrane.
GUGGUCGCAGGCAGUGGACGCAGAUUCGGUGAGGGAGGAGAUAGUCCGAAGUGCAUUGAGGCGAAGCCCCGUGAACGCGGUAGCUUACGGGCAAAUUGGCUCUCGUUGGACGAGACGGCUGAAGCGAUUGCGAAGCGAAGGCUACGGCGCGAUGUUUAGUCAGCGAUGCUAAGAGCGUAUUGAUAUGCAUUUGGAGGCGUGAAUUUGCAAGGUUUCGUGUUCCGCUGGCGGCUUUUGUCUUCGCCUCAAGUGCACUGGGUCGGUAGGUUUGGAGGAAUUGGUGGUGAUCGAAGCUUGGUUUGCUGGAGGUAUGUGUGAGUCUUCGUUGAUGUGGUUACCUAGUGGAACAGCUCUCGAGAUUUUUGAUGCAGGUGUUGGCUUUUCGUGAGGGAAAGUUGGUGGUGUGCAGUUGUUUUUUGUGCUUCGUUUCGUAUUUUGUGAUUUGGUAUAGAUUGAUGUGGAGUCUGCGCGAUUGUCUCUGUGGUGGAGUAGGUGGAGAGUUUGAAAGUCAGUCUUAGUGUCGGUCUGUCAGAAACCGCGUUUAAUUCCGUUGUAUGUGUCGAAAAAUGCGAAUUUUCUGUAAUCGUGGUAGGAUGUUUUCAAGUAGAUGUAUGAGAAUCUUGUACUUAUACUGUGGUGCUCUCGUUAUGUCAGAAUCUGACUCAAGAAAGUGUAAUCAGGGUGUAGUGGAGCAGAAUGGGGUGUAGUAAUUAUCUCACCGGGUUUCUGAAUCUUGCAACGCUCGUUUUGUCUAUACCGAUUAUCGUCUUUGGAGUAUGGCUCUCGAAGACACAAGAUACAGUUUGUGUGCGCUUCUUGCAGUAUCCAAUCAUAGCCAUCGGAGUGUUUAUACUGCUGAUGUCGCUGGCUGGAAUGAUAGGCGCCUUUUGUGACAAGAAAAUUCUCCUGUUGCUCUACCUCAUCGUUAUGUUCCUCCUAAUUGUCCUUCUCUUCUGUUUCACUGUCUUCGCAUUCGUGGUAACCCAUUCUGGGGCUGGAAAUGUGGUCUCCGGUAAAGGCUACAAGGAAUACCGACUCGGUGAUUAUUCCAAUUGGUUACAAAGAAAGGUGAACGAUACUGCGUAUUGGAGUAAGAUUGAAAGCUGUAUAGCCGAUUCUAAGGUGUGUAAUAAUUUGGCUACCAAGUACACUUCCGUGGAUGCUUUCAACAAAGCAGCUCUCACCCCUCUCGAGUCUGGGUGCUGCAAGCCACCCUCGGACUGCAACUUCAUCUUCGGCAAGAAUGCAACAGAUUGGGUGGGAACUGGUUCCGCGGCCCCAGACACUGACUGUCGCAGUUGGAACAGUCAAGAUUUGUGUCUGAAGUGUAACGCAUGCAAGGCCGGGGUGUUGCAAAAUGUUAAGUCGAACUGGCGGAGAGUUGCCAUCGUCAACAUCAUUGUGCUAGUUAUUCUCAUCUUCGUUUAUUCCUGCGGAUGUUGCGCGUAUAGGAACCCAGAAAGGGUUGGCUAUCGCAAAUCUUACGCGUAAGUUCAAGAGCAAUCAACUGCAUAAUGAAAUAUCCUCGAGGCAAAUGAAAUACUUCAAGGAUUGUGCACAGCUCAUUUUGCCAACCCAGUUUAUGUAAAGUACACUGAGCGUAGAUUGAUCGGAUUGGAUCAUUCUGGAUUGGCUCCGGAUUUCUGCAACCUUGAUGCACAUUCUCCUGGUGGUCUCUCCAAAUUAGUUGGCUGUAUUGUCAACUGCAAGACCGCUAUUGAGAAGCUAGUUGUGAAUACCGCAGAGUGCCGGUGAGGAUGUACAAAACCUGGUGAAGUGGCCUUUGGGGAAGAAUCAAAUUGUUCAUAAUUUCAUUGUGCAAAUCGGAUGUCUAGAAACAACCUGAUUGCAACUUAAGUACUUCAGCAACAUGCUGUUUUGCAAAGUUCAGAACAUUCAUUCACUUGAAACUGUGGCGGUCGGCCAUUAUCGGUUUCCAUCAA